Messenger RNA from Sinocyclocheilus rhinocerous, 7464 nucleotides. RefSeq names its product protein Shroom2-like. The transcript is spliced from 12 exons. The record is from RefSeq and is a predicted model, not a curated record. Bases 1240 to 6435 code for a protein of 1731 amino acids. Gene Ontology annotation, biological process: actin filament organization. Gene Ontology annotation, cellular component: adherens junction; apical plasma membrane; apical junction complex. Gene Ontology annotation, molecular function: actin filament binding. NCBI's taxonomy places the organism in Eukaryota, Metazoa, Chordata, Actinopteri, Cypriniformes, Cyprinidae.
UGCCUGCUUUACCUUUUUGAGGCAGUGAGAAAAAUGCAAUGUUUAUGGGAGCGUUAAUGCCUAGGAAUGGCCUCAUGUCUGGAAUGCGCGGAUGAGAAGUCGUCUCACAAUAGAUCAUUGUGAAAGAUUUCGUAAAAGCCCGCCCAUCAGGCAUAGGCCAAAGCAAUUCUUCUGUAAUCUUCUUGCCUGUCACCAGACCACUUGUUUUGAUGCCAAGAAAAGUUUUAAUCAAGCUCGAAACUUUGUAGGUCAAGCUCCGAUCACAGUCAAGCUUCACUCUUUAGAGAUCUGUUUUACAAAGCUAACAGGUUGAUUAUUUGAGAUCUCUAGCCUUGUUUUAACCAGAUGGCUUUUGUCAGACCUGGAGUGAUCUACUGGUCACAUGAUCGGUUUCGGGGGUUGGGAGGGUUAGGGUUUGAGGUCAGCGGUCAUGGUGAUGUCUAGUGCCGUCAGUGAGUGGGGUGCCUCAAUAGUAAAACUCUAGUGUUGUGUAGUGCAGAGCCACUACUGAAUAUUCAUUGUUGGAUUGAUCAGUUUAUGGCAAUGAAUCCAUUUAUAUUUUGAAAUAAAUCCACUUUUCUUUUAAAAUGUAGUUCAAUUAUUAUCUCUUUCUGUGGUUUCACCCGCUUGACAAACCAGUGCACUUAAGACUCUGCAAAAAUCAACCUGUUGCCAUAGUAAUAGAAGAAACAGAGAACCGCUACACAAGAGGGGUUCAGCAAGAACAUUUGGCCCUUUUCGACUGUGCAUUAGCAUACCAUCCCUGAGCCAAUAGGGAGACAGAAGCUGCUAGAUUGCUUCAAGGAGACUGGCUAUGACAACAGCCCCCUUCUCAUUCUCUCCCCCCUUCCUUCCCGGGGUAAAAUCACCAUAAUCCCUGUAGAGAUCUGCCCUGACUGCAACAGUCACACAAGCACUGGAAGUAGAUAUUAAGAGUGUAUGUGCUAAGGCUCGUAUGAUCAGAUCUCUACAUGGGGUUUGUCAAGGCUACCUUUUUCUGUAGUCUUGCAUAUGGAAGAAGUGGAUGGUUGAAAAGACUCGCACUGCGGUCCGGGACCGGCCGUCUAUGGAGGGCCCUUUGUCCUGGCCUGUCUUUGAUGUGAAUGUGGAAUGCGCUGCCUGGGGAGUCCACUGGAGCAAACCCGGCUCUCAGUACCAUUUCAUCCAUCAAAGCGUCUCAGGUCUGCUCAUUUAGGGACCUGUUUGGCAAACUUACUUGCUUGAGGGAUUGUUUGGAAGAUGAAAAUGGUGGAUAUUGUAGCACAGAAAAUGCCAUCAGAGAGCGACGUGCAUAUGGCCCGGAGCUUUCUCACGAAGAUUUUACGAAGUUCCAUGAGAAAGAACCGAUUUAAAGGGAGAAAUGAACCCAUGAGUAGACCUCACUCCUGGCAUGCGACCAAGUUCAACGAGAGCCACUCAGAGGCCAAAAACCAGUCCACACCCUCACCAGUCUGGCAAACAAGAUAUGAUGCAAGUUCAUUCUCUUCUGAACUCUCAACUGGCUGGGAGCAAACAAAUCUACAGAGAGUAUCCGACCAGUUCAGCUCUUUGGGGAGUAUGGACAGCAUAGAGCAUAGCGCGCAUCCCUAUCCACCUGGUCGUCUUUCCCCAGGCAAGUCGAACAAUAACAGCAUUGAACAUUUGGGCAGUGGUAAACGAGACUCUGCUUACAGCUCCUUUUCUACAAGCUCAGGAACCCCAGAUUACACACUGUCCAAAAGUAACGCUGCAUCCACUGAGAACAUGCUGUACAAAAUUAAUCAGUGGGACUCAAGUGGCAGGCACAGCAAUGGCAGACAUAGCCAAAGCCUAAGCGAAGCAGUACGACAAGAGGAGAGGCUUGGAUACUUGCAGCAUCUCUCAAGUUCAGGUAGCCAUGAGAUCCCAAAAGCCGAAGAACAACCAGGCACUCGGCAAUCAAUCUCUGGAAGAGUUAGUAUUGGACCUGUCUGGCAUGUUCCAGAUAUGAAGAAAAACAUGGUAUCCUCCACCCCACCUCCUACUCCACCGACACGCAGUGAUAGUUUUGCAGCUACCAAGGUUCAUGAGAAGGGUCUGAUCACAGGCACCUCUGAAGGCCUUGGUGUUCACGCCCAGUUAAAGCCUCAGGUAAAAGCAUUGCAAAAGACAGGAGAAACCCAUGAAAGCACACAAAGGUCUCACCAAGUCAACGAGACUGGUCUUGAGGGUCGACGCGAUUAUAACCUGCCAUCCAAAAAUGAUUCCUCAAAUCCCUACAUUUCAUCCGAUGCCCAUCAUCAAUAUCCACCCCGUAUGUCAUCAGACAAGACAUACUCCCUAUCAACGACAGACAUUAGAGAUAGACAUCAGUCCUAUGCCCAUGUACCAUACCAUCCACAGCAAUACAGCGACGAGGGCACUUUUCACGCUCAAACUAGGACAAUACCAGCACUGAAACCUCCAUUCAGUGGCUACUUCAGCAGUAUGCAGGAGCUGCCCACAAACAACCACAUGCAACUCAAUAGCCAGAAUCAAACUAGAAGGCCAGCUGCAUCAAUGUCCGGUCAUGUUGGAGUUACCUCUCAUCAUAUCGCUCAGGGAAUGACCCAGGCAUCUUUAGUGAGAGUUGAUGACUCUAAAGCUUCUUCAGUCUCAGAAAUGUCACACAGUGGACGGGACAGGAUGUCCAUAGGUUCUCAAGGAGGAGCAAAAGACCGCUAUUUCCCACCUCAGUCACAGCACCAUGAUACAGAGCAUAAAGACAACAAUGCCCCCUUCAAACAAAGUGACAACCACCAUCGCAUUUUCUCUGCACCAAGUAAUCCCUUGAAUGUACCGGAGUUAACAAAACCUUCUGAAUUGAGGGGGAGCCAAAAGCAACACCAAGUGUCUAGCUCAGAUGAGCAUUCUGGUAGUUAUCCCUCAAGUAAGCAACCCGAGCACAUGAGAAGUGCUGGUCAUCUCCAUCUUAAAGAAUACUCACAACAACCCUUUCCAACUAAAGGCGAGUCAAAGAUAUGUCCCCAGAAAACACCAAUGCUGUAUUCUCUGGCCCAAGAGCACAAUGACGUGGAGGACUGUCAAGAUGAGAUCAACAGCGGAAGUGCACAACAGGAAGCCCUUGACAGUCAGAGUGGCAAACAGGCACGACGAAGUGACCGAUUUGCCACCACCUUGCGCAAUGAGAUCCAGAUGAGGAGGGCCCAGCUUCAAAAGAGUCGAAGCGCAGCCACUUUAGAAAGUCCGGUUGAAGCUGUAGAAGAGCCUGCAGUCUGGAAGACCACUGGGACUUCUUCUUCCUCCUCAGAUGGCUGCUUUUCCAGCUCUUAUAAAGACCAUCUGAAAGAGGCCCAAGCCAGAGUCCUCCAGGCUACAUCCUUUAGGAGGAAAGACCUAGAGCCAGUCUUGUUUGAGCAUCCAGGUUCUGAGGGUCCCACUCGGAAAGACACACCUCCGCUUCCAGGUGUCUCCGAGGUCCCACCUACCAAACCCACCUCAGGGAGUAAUCAGGUGCUUCGCAUUGGUAGCCGCAAGCGGUUUUCUGCAGAGAAGAAAGUUCGGUCUUUUUCUGAGCCAGAUAAAAUUCAUGAAGUAGGAGAUAAUGAGCGCUCCAGUGUGCCUGAUAAUGCUGCACCCUUAGAAAAUCGGCACAGAUUAUUUGAGGCAGUGGGGAAACCAGCUUUCCCUAAGCCUAUGCAAAAGCAAAACCUGCAGAUAUCUGAAGACACCAGACUAUCCAAGUCUGGAGGCAUGCACUAUUCUGCAAAGAAUGACACAGCAGGGCGGAGUAACAGUGAAAGCUCAACCCCCACUGAACACCACCUUAAUGAAGGUCAGGAUGGCCCUCAUUCAGUGAACCGACAAGCCAUGCUAGAACAACAGCGACUUGGCAGCUUUGCGGAGUAUGAGGCCAAAUGGAACAACCAGAGGAAAACGGCCGAACCAAGGGUAUCUGGACGAUACCACUCCGCUGAUAACAUCCUUGAUUCAGGAAAUGAGAGACGGAGUAAGCCCACCUGUGUGCAUGAAAGAUCUAGAUCCUCCCCUUCUGCUGACUUCUAUGGACGGAAACUUCCAGUUCAAGAAAAGAAGUCAGCUGACUAUUCCAAGCCUGAGAAAAAUCUCUGCGAACAGGAUAAGAAUAGUACAAGCCACUGGUUCUAUACACCCAGCAGGUUAAAUGAGAAGGGAUACAGUGAACUCGUAUGCAAGGAGAAGCCAGAAGCACCUCCUUUGGCUUUGACUGAAGACCUGGAGAAAAAGGCUUUAGAUCCUCCAUCCAGUCAUCAUAAAACUGUACAGCAUUUCUCUGACCAUAGCAAUCGCAGUGAACCUUCAGCCCUCUCCAAAAACAAGAGCUCUGUUCUCGUGCCCCAUCUGGAGAAGUACAAAUGCCCUGAGGGCACACCUCCUCCUCUUAGCAAAUUUCAGGAGGUCCAGCCUGGAUCACGAGGAGGAGUCUUGGCCUCACUUUCUCCUGUCAACAAUCAAAGCUCCGCCCCUCUUUCAGUCCCUGUUCCCUGGAAGGGUUCCGAGCAGCACAGCAAAGGGCCAACCAGGGAGGAGGAGCUAAAACAAGAACUUGUGCCUCCUCCCUUUCCACCUCCUCCCCCUCCAGCUGUCCUGCCCACCCAAGCACCUCCUUUGGCUUUGACUGAAGACCUGGAGAAAAAGGCUUUAGAUCCUCCAUCCAGUCAUCAUAAAACUGCACUGCAUUUCUCUGACCAUAGCACUCGCAGUGAACCUUCAGCCCUCUCCAAAAACAAGAGCUCUGUUCUCGUGCCCCAUCUGGAGAAGUACAAAUGCCCUGAGGGCACACCUCCUCCUCUUAGCAAAUUUCAGGAAGUCCAGCCUGGAUCACAAGGAGGAGUCUUGGCCUCACUUUCUCCUAUCAACAAUCAAAUCUCCGCCCCUCUUUCAGUCUCUGUUCCCUGGAAGGGUUCAGAGCACAGCAAAGGGCCAACCAGGGAGGAGGAGCUAAAACAAGAACUUGUGCCUCCUCCCUUUCCACCUCCUCCCCCUCCAGCUGUCCUGCCCACCCAACAAACCGCUGGCCCGACCCAGCCCACCAUGGAGGGGCAGCGUUCGCCCUCGCCCCAGUUUGCUCCCCAGAGGCUGACUGACAAGCCCCCUGUCUCCGUCUCCAUACAGGAUGAAGCUCCUGGAAGGAUGGAUAGGGUUAAAGAUGAGAACACGUCAGUGAAGAAAGUUCCCAUUAAGAUUGUCCACUCCGAGAGUGACACCGAAAAGGAAAGUCGACAAUAUCUCGACCUGCCCAUCGAGACCCCUGUCAGCUCUCAAGGACCUGGAGUAACUCAUCUUCAGAGUUUGGGAAACCCGGAUCAGUCAUACUCUCUGUUCUGUACUUACGCCAGGCAAAAGGACCAGGGGCCUGAUCCGAGAGAAGCAGAUAUUGGCCCUCUGAAAGACCAGGGUCCACAAACCAGUGUGAACCCAGUAUCUUAUGCGUUACAUGGCCUGCAGACGGCCCCUUCGUCUGAUCAGAGCAGCAACGGAGUGUCUUCACAUCCCUCACGGUCAGAAGAUGACGAAAAAAGAAAGGAGCUUGCUAAAGACAUAAUGGACAAGGACAAGUCCCUAGUGGACAUUUUAGACCAGAGUAAGAUGAAGACCACCAUGGAUCUGAUGGAGGGGAUUUUCCCUCAAGGAGAGCAGCUACUGGAAGAGGCCCAACAGCGCAGGAAAGCUGCACCUAAACAGCUCUCUCCUCGCAACUCUGUGGAGAAGAAAGAGGAGGACAGCCUGGUGGCAGCCACUGCUUUAGUGACUAAUUCAACCUACUACAGUACAUCUGCACCCAAAGCAGAGCUGUUGAUUAAGAUGAAGGACAUGCAGGAACAGAGUGUGGAACACAACUCAGAGGAGGAGCUGGACGAGGACAAUGAAAGUGAUCUUGCCAGCAAGAAGCAUGAGUUGAUUGACAGUCUCAGCAAGAAGUUGCAGGUGUUGAGGGAAGCUCAGGAGAGUCUACAGGAGGACGUGCAAGACAACAACGCUCUUGGGGAGGAUGUGGAGGCCAUCGUACAGGGUGUCUGCAAGCCUAAUGAACUCGAAAAGUUCCGUAUGUUCGUAGGUGAUCUUGAUAAAGUGGUUAACCUUCUGCUGUCUCUGUCUGGACGCUUGGCCCGAGUAGAGAAUGCUCUGAACAGCCUGGAGGAAGACGCUUCACUGGAGGAGAGGCGUACACUGACAGAGAAACGCAAACUGCUGAUCCGUCAACAUGAGGAUGCCAAGGAGCUGAAGGAGAACCUUGACAGGAGAGAACGGGUCGUCUACGACAUCCUGGCGAGCUACCUGUCAGAGGAGAAUAUGGCUGACUAUGAGCACUUUGUGAAGAUGAAGUCUGCCCUUAUUAUUGAGCAGCGCAAGCUCGAGGACAAGAUCAAACUGGGGGAGGAGCAGCUCAAUUGUCUGAUGGACAGUCUCCCAAUGGACCAGAGGACAACCAUCUGAGGACUUAAAAAACAGCUUAUGCAGUGAUCCAGAGCAACGCGCUUGACGUCACCCUAAAUAACAGGGUUCCAAAGCAGUACUUAAUGUGGUCCAUUUACUGCCAAUGGAAUUGCAUUCUGGUCAUAUAUUGAGUGCUUCUUGUCUGCCCCAGCAGACAUCAUUUUGGCAAGACUCAUAAAGACUGUGAAAGUGCUGGGCACUUUUAGAUCAUGAUUUGACCAAAUCACCUGUCAGCUGAUCUUAUACUUUCAUGACGUUCCAAUGUUACACGACCCAUAGAAUUAUAUGGUGAAAUAAUAAUAAUUUUUAAAGACACUUUUAAUUUUUUCCCCCACAUCGGUUUAAAUAGAUCAUGCCCUUUUUGCACCAAUGUGCUCUCAAAACUUGACACUCUGUAUGUACAUGCCGUGGUCACUCACUGUGCUGUAUCUUUUUCACCACUAGAGGGCAAUGAAAGACACCUCAAAAUGUCUUAUGCCUGAACGCCAAUACAAACUCUUGUGAUUCAAACAUACACUCAAAUCCCGGUGGCAUAAAGCUUUGCACAUGUAAGCUGUUUCUAUUUACACCAGGAGGUUGUAAUUAACUUCCGAAAAUGACUUUUUGAUGGUGCAUAAUUUCAAAGGACUUGUGUCUCUAUCCUGGUCAUGUUUAAAAUAAUUCAAUGAUAUUUUUAGUAAUUUAUUUUAGCCUUUUGAAUCUUUGUAUAUAACUAGAAUAGGCUAGAAUUGAACUCUUUCACUUCAUUUUAGCCAAGCAAACUACCACUUUAGUCUACACGCUUUUUAUAGAUGAAUGUAUGAUAUAUCACCAAACAAUGCAUCAAAAUUAGGACUGACUGUAAGUAUUCUGAAAGACUUGCCUAAACGAUACAAUAUUAUUUCACUAAGGAUUCAGUGCUUGUCUAUAAAAUACCAGCUGUCUUUUACUCCACGUCAUGUGUUUGUGUCAUUUAUAUUUUCAUCUGUAAGAUAUUUGUGACCCUGGACCACAAAACCAAUCAUAAGGGUAAAUUUUUGAAAUCAUCAU